GUUCUCUUCCCCAACUCAACCUUCGCCCACUUCCUCGUCGUCCCUGAAAAUGUUCGCGAAGCUCAGCAUCCUCGCCCUCUGCGCUGCUCCUUUGGUCUCCGGCCUCACCCUCCACCCACCCACCGACAUUUCGUCCCAGGGUGAAGUCACCAUUACUUGGGACACUGCUCCAGGCGACCCUGAGUCUUUCACCCUCGAGCUCAACCACCCCAGCUUCAACGAUGCCCUCGCCAUUGCCAACAACAUUGACCCCGCACGAGGCUCCAUCACCCUCACCAUCCCCGUCGUUCCUGCUCAGGGUGGCUAUACCCUCGAAGCCGUGAACAUUGGCAACAUCAACGACGUCUACGCUGUCACCGGCCCCUUCGCCAUCGCAGAGCCCACCGCUUCCAUCCCCACCACCCCCGUAAGCACUGGCACUGGUACCGCCUCACGUACCGCUACCGGUACUGGAAGCGUAACCACUGGAGCCUCGGCCACCCACUCUGGUAGCGCCUCGGCGUCUGGUUCUGGUGCCAGUGGAAGCGCUUCCCACAGCGGAUCGAGCUCUGCUCCUAAUGUCACCAACCUUGCUGAUAGCCACGACGACUCUUCUGCCACCUCGUCGAUCGCUUCCCGCCUUGGCCUCUUGGGUGCCGCCGCUGUUGGUGCCGCUUUGGCUCUCUGAUUUUGACGACUUCCUUGGACUUUUUUUCGGUGUUGAGAACGGACAUUUGAGUAUCUCGACCAUUGUUGUAUUACCCCACCGACUAUAUCCUUUAUAUUACCCGUAAUAAUUCUUGGACGCUUUUUGGAACUUUUUGCCUUUUUCCUUUAUUCUUCUUUGAUUUGACGAACUUCUGGGAUAUAUGGCUUUAGGCAUUCAUUAUCGAACACCAGCACCCACCCAGACAGUUGUGUAGACUUUCUUUUUGUUGUUGUCUGCAUUGGACAGUAUCGUAGCUAGCCCCUGCGUUCCUUUGGUCGCUCUAGUUUUGUAUACGGUUUGUUCUACAUUCCUUUGCAAGAAACACGCCAGUUUUUGUCGAUUUG
Coprinopsis cinerea okayama7#130 is the source of this 1032-nucleotide messenger RNA. RefSeq lists its product as hypothetical. NCBI's taxonomy places the organism in Eukaryota, Fungi, Basidiomycota, Agaricomycetes, Agaricales, Psathyrellaceae. Bases 50 to 667 code for a protein of 205 amino acids. The record is from RefSeq and is a predicted model, not a curated record. The transcript has 5 exons.